Corticium candelabrum is the source of this 835-nucleotide messenger RNA. RefSeq names its product serine/threonine-protein kinase Nek7-like. Bases 128 to 601 code for a protein of 157 amino acids. The record is from RefSeq and is a predicted model, not a curated record. Gene Ontology annotation, molecular function: eukaryotic translation initiation factor 2alpha kinase activity; ATP binding. Gene Ontology annotation, biological process: protein phosphorylation. Lineage: Eukaryota; Metazoa; Porifera; Homoscleromorpha; Homosclerophorida; Plakinidae. Gene Ontology annotation, cellular component: cytosol; cytoplasm; nucleus. The transcript has a single exon.
UUCAGUCAACAAACAUUCAUAAAUGGAGACUAAGAUCAGUAAACAACUUAACUAUCAAUGUAGAUACUUUGUAUCAUUUCCUUGAUUGUUUCUGGUCUUAUUGUUUGUUGUGUUGUUACUGCAACCUAUGGAGAUUCUCCACGGUGACAUCUGCCCUAAGAACAUCCUGGUAACUGCAGCGAUGAGAGCCAAACUGGGUGAUCUAGGAACCGCUCGUUUUCAAGAUUCUUCGCUCUCAGCCGGGCUUCUCAGUCCAGAAUACACAGCAAAGGAGAGAUUUGAUGCUCCAGCUCUACCAAAAAGCAAGGAGACUGACAUGUACAGUUUGGGAGUGACCCUAUGUGAGCUGUUCACCGCUGUUACUCCAGACCAUAGGAAAAGAAUGGAUCAAGUCUUACUCAUCCGUCAGCUAAACGUCCGUUCCUUAUGUAAGCACUUGAUGAGAGAAAAUCCUGCCACACGAUCAACAGCAGCUGAAGCUCGCAGAAUCAUUAGUGGUAUUCGUUAUAGAGUUGAAUAUACAUCAUGUCCUCCUAAACGAAUGGUAAAAGGUAAUAUGGAUGGAGUGGCUGAUGUCACUCUUGUUCAUCCCAAUUGGUGAUGUUGACAUGUCAUCGAACCAUGUGGUUGUUUUAUCUUUUACUUGAUAUCAUUUCUGUGUUUGUAGAAAAGAUUUCCUUAGCAAUAGCAAUGAGCUUAGCUCUGGUUUUGCACGUUGUAUUCUCGAAUUGACCAGACAAUGUCGAAGUAGCAUUUUUCAGUAUUGAUAUUGUUAAUUGGAAGGUUUGAUGUAUACGCUUUGUCUACUGCACUUAUGAUCUGUUGUUCAAAUUGA